This is a messenger RNA of Daphnia carinata, 3040 nucleotides long. RefSeq names its product calcium/calmodulin-dependent protein kinase type II alpha chain-like (gene CaMKII). Gene Ontology annotation, cellular component: neuron projection; cytoplasm. Bases 602 to 2620 code for a protein of 672 amino acids. The record is from RefSeq and is a predicted model, not a curated record. Gene Ontology annotation, biological process: protein phosphorylation. Lineage: Eukaryota; Metazoa; Arthropoda; Branchiopoda; Diplostraca; Daphniidae. The transcript is spliced from 22 exons. Gene Ontology annotation, molecular function: calmodulin binding; ATP binding; calcium/calmodulin-dependent protein kinase activity.
CAAUUGAACAAGGCAUUCACGGGCAUCGUGAUAUCACAAAGGCGUCAACUCAGGCGAAGUCUGGCUAUCGUGAACUUUUGGGGAGUUAGCAAGGGCUGUUUUGGAUUCGGCGUCGCAGUUAGCAUUGCAUUCGAUAGUGUAGUGCCAACAGAGUCGGGAGGAGGGUGUUCGUUCACUGAGAGACUGCCACGACUGGUCACACACACGUCUCCACACUCACGCCAAAUCGUGUUGUGUGUGUACAACGAGUAAACAAGAAUUUCGGGUUAUUGUGUGUGCAUUGUGUGUCUGUGUCUCUAUGCUGCAAAAGUGUUAGUGUGUACCGACCGAUUGUUUCACCAGUUCACUAGUCUCGUGCGAGUUGACCUGAACGUAAGAUCAGCAUUUCGAUCAUUGAACGUAAGUGAAAGUGAUUCGCUGAGCAUGUCGGCCAUUAUUGGUGGUUAGUGAAAGUGUCCAGGAACAAGAGCGGGGAGAAAAGUCUAUCAAAGAAAAAGUCCCACGAACGAGCGAACGCUAAAAACUCAAUCGAAUUUCCGAAAAGAGUUUUCUUUUUUUUAGUAUAUCUGUAGAGAGCCCAACUACCAACAAGAGAUCCAUCAUGGCUCUCAACGCCACCACACGAUUCAGUGACAAUUACGAACUGAAAGAGGAAUUAGGAAAAGGAGCCUUUUCGAUUGUGCGACGAUGCGUCCAGAAAUCGACUGGAUUGGAGUUUGCUGCCAAGAUAAUCAACACCAAGAAGUUGUCUGCUCGAGAUUUCCAGAAAUUGGAACGAGAGGCGCGAAUUUGCCGCAAACUCCAACACCCCAAUAUUGCUACACAUGAACCCUAUGGUGGUCAUUGGAGAGGGAAGGGUGAUCAAGCUUUGCUUCGACUCCACGACAGCAUACAGGAGGAGAGCUUUCACUACCUCGUAUUUGACCUGGUGACGGGUGGCGAACUCUUCGAGGACAUUGUCGCCCGUGAAUUUUACAGCGAAGCGGACGCGUCCCACUGCAUCCAGCAGAUCUUGGAGAGUGUCAAUCACUGUCACCAAAACGGCGUCGUACACAGGGAUCUCAAGCCGGAAAAUCUGUUGUUGGCCAGCAAAGCGAAAGGAGCCGCAGUCAAGUUGGCCGACUUUGGUCUAGCCAUUGAAGUUCAGGGCGAACAGCAAGCUUGGUUCGGCUUCGCUGGAACGCCCGGAUACCUGUCACCGGAGGUGCUCAAGAAGGAACCUUAUGGGAAACCUGUGGAUAUCUGGGCCUGUGGUGUCAUUUUGUACAUUUUACUGGUUGGAUACCCUCCUUUCUGGGAUGAGGACCAGCAUCGAUUGUACGCACAGAUCAAAGCCGGCGCUUACGACUAUCCGUCACCGGAAUGGGAUACGGUGACACCGGAAGCCAAAAAUUUGAUCAAUCAAAUGCUGACUGUCAACCCCGCCAAGCGCAUCACGGCCGCCGAAGCCCUCAAACACCCAUGGAUCUGCCAACGAGAACGCGUUGCUUCCGUGGUCCACAGACAGGAGACAGUCGACUGCCUCAAGAAAUUCAAUGCUCGUCGCAAAUUAAAAGGCGCCAUCUUGACGACAAUGUUGGCAACAAGAAACUUUUCCAGCCGGAGCAUCAUCAACAAGAAGAGCGACGGUUCAAACGUCAAAGAAUCAACCGACAGCAGCACGACAAUCGAAGAGGACGACGUCAAAGAAAAAUCCAAAGGAGUCGUGGAUCGCAGUUCAACCGUCAUUGCCAAAGAGCCUGAAGUGACGCAAUCGGCUUUGGCAGAUAGCGGAGUCGCCUCCUGCCAAGCCUCGUCUAAUUCAACGGCGCCAGACGCAGUUGGCACCGGGAGCGCCUCCGUAGCGAGUGCGGCGCAAAGAGCUAGUGCCGAAGCAGCGAUGAUGGCCAAAGCUCUUGCAUCGCUGACGGCCGCCAGCGCCUCGACCGUCGCCUCCUCGUCGGCCGCUUCUGGCGGCGGUGGGGGCAGCGGUGUCAACAAACCGGCCAUCCUUAGCGCCAUCCUCCGCACGGCCGUUCCAGAUCAAGCGACGAAAAUGGAGAAGAGUCAGGCCGUUCCAGUGGCUUCAACCACCGCUACGGCCACUCUGCAACAUCAUCGCGUUGGCACACAGCCAGCUGAUCCAAUGCGACCGGACGUUCGACCAACCGCCUCGGCAAAGACGUGCUCCCAGUUGCCCAACAACUGGAACGGCUCAGCGAGGAAACAAGAGAUCCUUAAGCUUACGGAGCAGCUACUGGAGGCCAUCAGCGCUGGUGAUUAUGAAACCUACGCGAAAAUAUGCGACCCACACGUGACGUCGUUUGAACCGGAAGCUUUGGGCAAUCUCGUGGAAGGACUCGAAUUCCACAAGUUUUUCUUCGACAAUCUGCUAGGCAAAAAUUGCAAAUCAAUCAAUACGCUGAUCCUCAAUCCUCACAUCCAUUUAAUGGGCGAGGAUGCGGCCUGUAUCGCAUACGUCCGCCUGACUCAAUUCGUGGACAAGCAAGGACAAGCGCAUACGCAGCAGAACGAAGAGACCCGUGUGUGGUACCGCCGCGACGGCAAGUGGCUAAAUGUUCACUUUCACCGUUCCGGAGCCUCAACUCCCUGUACUCUUCCGUACCACCAAAACAAAUAACAACACCCACACACACACAACAAGCUAAUCUCCCACUUCUGUUUCUUCUUUUCUUCUAUUUGUCCACAUCGGAAAAAAAAAAUUAGCUUUUUAUUGUCUUGUCAUGAUUUCUAAAAUCCCUCCCCCCAUCACGAUCUAAUUCGAAAUUUGAAAAAAAAAAAAAAACUAAAAAAAAAAAAAUAUGGAAUCCAUUUGAAGAGGAAGUUGAAAAAGAGGUUGGGUGUGAUUCGUUACACGAUCGGGUAGCACCGACCGUGCGUGAACGUCCGAUUUUGUCGGGCUUCUUUUUUUUUUUUUUUUUUUUUUUUUUACUGGAAUUUUCUUUCUCCCUCCUUUGUAUUGUGAUUCUUUUUCAUGACUGUUUUGACGUUUUGUCCUCUGAUGUGAAGGCAAUCAGCAAGAAAGAAAAGAAAGAAUUAA